Messenger RNA from Elephantulus edwardii (Cape elephant shrew), 540 nucleotides. It is a transcript of the gene DAZAP2, whose product is annotated as DAZ associated protein 2. The coding region runs from base 34 to 540 and encodes 168 amino acids. The transcript is spliced from 4 exons. The record is from RefSeq and is a predicted model, not a curated record. NCBI's taxonomy places the organism in Eukaryota, Metazoa, Chordata, Mammalia, Macroscelidea, Macroscelididae.
GCGACGCCGACCCGAACCGGACCUAAAGCCACCAUGAACAGCAAAGGUCAAUAUCCAACACAGCCAACCUACCCAGUGCAGCCUCCUGGGAAUCCAGUGUAUCCUCAGACCUUGCAUCUUCCUCAGGCUCCACCUUAUACUGAUGCUCCACCUGCUUACUCUGAGCUCUAUCGUCCGAGCUUUGUGCACCCAGGGGCUGCCACAGUCCCUACCAUGUCAGCUGCAUUUCCUGGCACCUCACUGUAUCUUCCCAUGGCACAGUCUGUGGCCGUUGGGCCUUUAGGUUCCACAAUCCCAAUGGCUUAUUAUCCAGUUGGUCCCAUUUACCCACCCGGUUCAGCAGUGCUGGUGGAAGGAGCGUAUGAUGCAGGUGCCAGAUUUGGAGCUGGAGCUACUGCUGGUAACAUCCCUCCUCCACCUCCUGGAUGCCCUCCCAAUGCAGCUCAGCUUGCAGUUAUGCAGGGAGCCAACGUCCUUGUAACUCAGCGGAAGGGAAACUUCUUCGUGGGUGGCUCAGAUGGUGGCUACACCAUCUGGUGA